AUGGCCUUUGUUGGUUUUUACGUUGUUGGUGUUUUUAUGGUAGUUUUUAUUAUAUUGGCAAUAAUUAUGGCUCUAUGCCGUAUGGGAAUUAUUCAAGGACCAUGCACACCUGUUUGGAAUCGGAAAAAGAGUUCGAGUUCAUCGUCAUCUUCUUCAAAGAAAAAGAAGAAUGGUCCAAUCGUUUAUUCAAGCUAUCCUCAGGGUGGCUAUCCUCAGCAAGGAUACCCACAGCAACCAUAUCCACAACAAUCAUACCCACAGCAAGGUUAUCCACCACAAGGUUACCCACCACAAGGAGGUGUUCCACCACCACCACCACAAGGCUACGCAGGUCCUCCUCCACAAAAUUAUUCCGCUCCUCCUUCACCACCACCUCCUCCACAAGGAUAUGCUCCACCACCACAGUAA
Trichomonas vaginalis G3 is the source of this 408-nucleotide messenger RNA. RefSeq lists its product as uncharacterized. Lineage: Eukaryota; Parabasalia; Trichomonadida; Trichomonadidae. The record is from RefSeq and is a predicted model, not a curated record. The transcript has a single exon. Bases 1 to 408 code for a protein of 135 amino acids.